AUGGAAAGAACAUUUCCAAGGGUCAGACAGAAAUCAAUCAUUAAGAAAUAUCAGAAGAAAGCAAGGCUGUCACGGAAUGCUGACAUUUUGGUGAGAUAAGAUCAGUUCUCUCAUCAAGUGUGGAAUCCGAAACUUUUUAUCAUUUGUUUUCCCGCCAAGCAACUUCUCAUCGACUGAGUUACUUUUGACUUUUUGUUUAAGCUAAUAUCAUAAGUUCUCUUACUUUCAUCGAGCUAAAAAAAAUAAAAAUUUCUUUCUUGUAUGCUAUCUAAGUUACUGAUAAUACAAAAAGGGCAAUACUCAAAGGCCGUGGGAUUCAGUCAGGGAUGACCAUAGCCGCUUAAUAAAGGUGACUGCUAAAUAAAGAUGAAAAUUACAGUAAUUAUGGGGUAAAAAUUUUGGGACUUUGAGAGCCGACCGCUUAACAAAGAGUGACCGCUUACUAUGGUUUUUGACUUUAUGUGGAAACAGUUGUGAGAAAUCUAGGCCCGUCGAGGGAAGCAUUGAUGUAAAUAACUAAAUCAUAAAAUUGAUUGAAAUUAUUAACUUUGAAUAGUACGUUAGUAAGUUCCAGAGUCUAACUUAAUGGUGUGACCAAUUUCUUCUCGCAGAUUUUUCUAGACUACAUACUGUUUCUCAAACGCCUUGCAGCAGAAGCAAGUAUCAAGGCGCUGGAGGAAGGAGAGAGGACCUUAAAAAGUAAUCAUGUGAAUACUGUGUUUAAGGUCAGUACCCAAAAAGUAAUGCCAAACCGUAAUUUGGAAUCUCACAAACUUUAUAACCUUAUUUUAGUCUCAUUUAUCAACCUUUCUUAAUUUACAGAAUGUGUUGAAGAGUUGCAAAGGAUGA
This is a messenger RNA of Pocillopora meandrina, 849 nucleotides long. Lineage: Eukaryota; Metazoa; Cnidaria; Anthozoa; Scleractinia; Pocilloporidae. The record is from the annotation of a GenBank genome assembly.